AUGAUACGCAAUGAGUCAAGUAGCGCGCCUUGUGGUCACGUGACUGGCUGUUCACGUGACCACGACGAGGUGCACGAUGAUUGGUCGAGCGGCGGGCGAACGAUCGCAUAUAGAGUGGCGCGAGACAAAAGUCGUAGUGCAAAGCGUCAGCGUUCAGCGAUGAAUCAUUCAUCGCGUGUGGUUCAUCAUAACAAUCGUACUAAGCCGAGCUCCAAAAUAAAUUUUCGAUCGGUUAAACGAUAUCAAAACAAGUCCAUCGUGAGCCAAUUAGAAAAACAUUGUUUUCCUUACACUACCAAUGAUAUGGUCGAUGUUCCAAUAUUUAUUCCGUGCCUUUGGAAACUUCUCGAAACAUUUAAUUACAUGAUACAAGGUUUAAGUUAGGUUCAUCGGGCAAAUUUAAAUGUCAAAACUUUUGGGAUAUAAAGGAUCGAAAUAAACUCUGGAAAAUUUAUUCGUUUCUGCUCCAUUUUACAGGAAAUCGCGGAAAAAGGAACAAAAACAAUUUUCAUUUUCUUAUUUAAUCAAUAAGUGUAUUCAACUAACUGCACUAAACAAUCACAAAAACAAUGUUUAGCUACAAUAGUCAAUGCUCAAUAUAAUAUUUGAAUUUUGCUGUAAAAAAUCAUUUUGAACGAUAUACUCGUUAAAUAAAUAAUAUAGAUGAUAUUGUAAGGUAAUAAAAUAUGAAUGAAUAACACGAUGAAAUAAACAAGUGUAAGAAUUUCUGUUUCUUGUUUCGCGAUUUUCUCCAAAACGGAGCAAAAACGAGCAAACUUCAAACUUCUUCCUUGGUUUAUCAGUUCGCCACACACUCCGCUGCCCGAAGUUUUAGCAUUUCAAUUCGGGAUAUCUCGUAUAAUAUAUGCACAGUUAUAUAAUAACAAGUAUACUCUGUAUUAAAGAAAGAUAGACUUAUAGAUGGGUAAAAUCUUUCCAGAACGCAACAUUGGAACAUUGAAAUAGGAAUACAUAAUAACACCAUUAAAUUGAGUAUAACAUUAGAAACAUAGAUGGUUUAUAAAUUUUAUUUAUGAAUAAAAAGUUGCUAAUUUCUUGCAGUUUAGAUUUUUAAUAUCUUUCAUUUUUAGGAGACUUCUAACGUUUGGGUAUUGUAAUACAUAUACAUAUAUAUAAUAUUAACACACACAGAAUAUAAAAUACACAUUGAAUGUAACAGUAGAAAAUGUGAAUUAAAAGAGAUAGAAUCAUUCGUAAAAAUAAGAUCUCAAGAUUUUCCUAUGAAUUUGAUCAAUAAACUUUUCACCCCAUAAUACACAGUUGCAUGUAUAUUUGUAAACGGACUUAACUUUCCUCGUAGUGGGCAUUUUCGUGCCUGAAUACUGCCAUCUUACCAUAAAACUUGCCAAAUCAAGAAGUGCACCGGUCUGCCGGUUGUUUUAUACAGUUUUAUGUGAAAAGUUGCACGCGGUAUGGUCGUAUGCACAAAUACUCGUUUGCUCUUCCUUCUUGGCACAUGUUUGCUUUAUUUUCAUUGCACAGUUCGUGUCUUAAUAUCGCGUAUGAAUUAAACUUGCAUGCUUUAAACCUUGAUUAUAUUAUUGCAAUAUUCUCUUGCAUACUUCGAAAAUUCAAGCCUCAUUCGAGCAGUUCCGUUGCUACUUUUUUGCAGAGGAAUUUCCUUGGAUUAUUAAAUUUUAACCACAGGACGUAAUUUAACACAGAUAAAAGUAACCUAAUGGUAUAAGUAUUAUGGAGGAUUAUCUGUCUAAACGACGAUAUCUUUUACGAAAUGUUCUAGUAUCUUAGAAUAUUUUAUGAUAAGUUUGUUACAUUAUUUUAUAAUUGAUGCGAUUUUUCUGAGAAGUCAAGGCAACAGAUAAAGGAUUAGAAUAGAAAAUAUAAUAGAAAGUUGACAAAUAAUUCUAGAGAACAAAGAAAAUUACACUAUUUACACAUAAUUAAUCAUGUUGAUAAUUACCAACAGAUAUUUUCAUUUAAUAUAUAUGCCGAAAGAAGUCGAAUGAUAAUUUAUAAUGUCAGUUUCAAACAAAUUCAUACUUAUUUAUGUAAAUGCCAGUUAAAAUUCGUUUAUUGCACACAUCGAAAGUUAAAAUAAAAAUUUGGUAUUUCAGUGGAUCAAAGUUCAAAAUUAAAAAAUUAAGAAAUUCAAUCAAGUAUCCAGCUUUUUUUUUUUUAAACUUUCCGACGUUCUGAGAGAAUCGGUUCAAGAUAUUUUGAAUUUUUUCAACUGAUUCAAAAGACCUCAUACUCUUGAAAGCUAUCUUUUAAGACUACCUUCGAGGGUUACCAUUGAAAACAAGUUGUCUUGACUCACAGUCACGGUUGCAAUCCAAAUCGAAUACGUACAAUUUUUACAAUUCUUUAAUUUCAUGAAUUCGAUUUGUUUUCAAUGUUGUUCUGUGUCCACUUGUAUUUAUUUUAAGGUAAAACUUAGGUAAAGUAAUGUAGAUCGAUAAAAUUCAAUGUUUCUUCUUCAUUUAUUUAUUUAUUAUUAUAAUAUAAUUUAUUUUUUAUAACUUUUUAAGUAUUCGAUAA
Messenger RNA from Heterotrigona itama, 2520 nucleotides. NCBI's taxonomy places the organism in Eukaryota, Metazoa, Arthropoda, Insecta, Hymenoptera, Apidae. The record is from the annotation of a GenBank genome assembly.